AUGUCAGAAAUAACAAAUAGGAAAAGAAGAAAAUUUACUGGUUAUAAUAAUAAUAAACGAAGGUCAUAUGAUCCGUAUCAAGAGAAAGUCAAAAAAAACAAAAAGAAAUUAAUUUAUAGAGCGAAAAUAAAAAAAGAUUUUUAUAAAACUUUGAAAAAAGAUGAAGAUAUUAAAAAGUUGCCUGAUUUUUAUAAAGAAGACGGCAAAGAUGAGAAAGAUGACGAUGAUGAUAUUUUGCUUCGUUCUUCUUCUUUGAACAAGAAAGUUGAAAAAAUUAUUGAUGAACAAAACCUUUCAAGACAAGAAAGAUUAAAAAUGUUAGAGGAAAGAAAAAAAGAAAAACAACUUCAAGCAGAAAAACGAAAAGUUUACAAGAAAAAAAGAAAUCAAACUAAAAAACAAUUUUUUAAACUAACUGCAAAAGGUCAACCUGUGAUGAAAACUAGAAUUGAUAAUUUAUUGGAAAAAAUAAAAAAGAUCACUUAA
Messenger RNA from Entrophospora candida, 486 nucleotides. Lineage: Eukaryota; Fungi; Glomeromycota; Glomeromycetes; Entrophosporales; Entrophosporaceae. The record is from the annotation of a GenBank genome assembly.